UUUGAUGCACAUGUCGGUUCCUCCCUGAGGCCCGCCCUCCUCUUCCUCCUCUCCUCUCCUCUUCCUCCUCUCCUGUCUGGAGUCUCCACCAGCGGCAGCAGCAGGAGCAGCGGAUCUGUAGAGGAGUAGCCACAAAAACAUCUGGUGGAUGAUUCCUGCUGCCGAGCGUUUCCACAUCCGGCCGGUGAACGAAGCAGGAGGCGGAGCCAUGAUCGACCUCAGCCACCUGACGGAGGAGGAGCAGGGGAAGAUAAUGACGGUGCUGAGGCGGGACGCCGACCUGAAGCAGGCCGAGGAGGAAAGAAUCAGGAAGCUGGAGAAAAUACUGAGCAGCGGGUCGCAGUCAGAAGGGAAGAUGAAGUACUUGACCGGAGAGUGGUUCUACGAGGCCAAGAGCCGCAGACACAUGGACAAGAUCCAUGGCUCGGAAAUCAUCCUGGCCUCCAUGAAACCGAGGAGAGACGGGUCUCUCAGAUUUGAAAAAUCCAAACCACCCAGCAGUCGAAGCUCCAUCGCGCCGCCUAAACCCAGCAGGUGUUUGGAGGCGUUGCAGCCAAAGGCGAUAAAUGAUGCUGAAAAGGAGAAUCUGAAUUCAGCCCUCCGCUCCCCGAGAACACCAAGGCACAACCCUUUCAACUGUACGUCUCUUAUCGUGGUUGAGCCACCUGAAAGUAAUAAUGACAUGUCGAGCAGUCGGGACCAGGACUCAUCUGAGACAGAGCUCAUAUCUCCUCGGAAGAGUCGCCCUGGGGACGAGGCCAGUCAGACUUCAGGGGGCUCCAUCAUAUCAGAGAGCUCCUCUGCAGGUUUCAAACCGGUGCCAAAGAAGAGGACGUUUCUCUCGAGACAUUCCAGCAGCCAGUUAGAGAGCACUGCCCCUGGUAUGGACGCUCAGGGAGGGUCUUCGGGGAUCGUUCCUGCUCCAAGACGAAGCCUCCAGCGCGGGUCCAGCGGGAGCUCGAACCAGUCGUAUCCGAAGAGUCAAGAGGAAAUGCCCCAGGGGAGUGCAGUUCCAGUGUUUAACCAGGUGUCUCAGCCAUCCAGCUCUGCAGACGAGACUUCCCAGCAGCCACUGUGUGACGUUUCGCAGGUUUCCUCUAAUUCCAGCCUAGAGAGAGACAGACGCCCACCAUCUAUAACCAGAGACAGACUGACCACAUUCAUCAGAGGUGACGUGGCCCCUGAGAGAGAAACCCGGCAGAGGAGCGAUGACGGAGACCAUCAGACCCGUAGAGAACUCGCAGGGGGGAAUACUGUCGUCCUGCACACCAGCAGCAUCCAGGGCUCGGACAGAGAAAUCAACAGCAGCGAGGGAACGAGGCCGGAGGAGCUGAGUUUCACCCGAAGUAUUGUGGAUGCAGAGCCUCCUAUAUCGUAUGAUCUCAACUUCAUCGAUAAAACUGAUAAGCAAACAAUGAAGAAAUCCAGUCAGAAACACGCGUUCAAGUUAUCCACUCAGGCGACCAGUCCCACCAGUGAUGAGGACUCCAUUGCGAAGGUGCUGGACUGGUUCAGCCGCAGCGUCGACAGCAGUGAUUUGCUGAGUACAGACGACCGCACAGAAACCACAAAGAGCUCAGACAAACAUGUAGAAAUCAGCAAAUUAAGAAGUGAAGAUACAACAGAGAGAAUGAAGGACGCUCUUGAAACGCAGAGAGGUCACUUACAAAGGCAGAUUAAUGAGGCCAAGGAGUUUCGAGCCACCGACAGAGCAGGCAAGACGGAGUUGAGUGAAACACAAGAGGAGGAGCAGAGGGACACCGGGGAAAGAAUGCGGUCACAGGAAGUGAAACAUAAUGACGAUGAAAGCCAACCACUAAAAAUCUCUCAUCUGAAGUCAUUCUGGGAGAAAAGCAACAUGGGCCCGAAAAUACUUUCAAUCACGCCAAGCGACGAAGGACAAAAACUUGUUUAUCUCUCGGCUGAGAAAGAGGAGGAGAACGUGAACAAACCCCACACGGCGUCCGACACGCCAUCUGCUCCUGGAAUAUACAACGGGAGGGGGAUUUAUGAUAAGUACGCCUCUAAGCAUGGGGACGAGAGAGAGCAGAAAGAUGUCGCAGACAAUGUUCACUUGAAUAAUAACCAGCAGGACCGUACUUUAUCUCAAAGGAAUAAUAAUGACCCAACAUAUAACUCUGAUUAUUUUAAGUUGCUAUCCAGCCCCCAAGCAGCUGACAGAGGAGGCUCAGACACUGAGAUUUUAACCCGACUCAGUCCGCAGCCAAGGACAGACUCCAGACUGAGUUCAGAGUCUGAGAGCAUCUCUCCAUUCAAACUAAAUUCACAGCCCGACAGUUUUUUCCAUUCAAGAGAAACCCCUCUGCAGAAAGUGCUGUCGAAACCUGACUACAAGCAAGGUGGCAAUGAUCAUAAAGCACAACUUGGAAGAGGCUCGAGUGAAGAAGUGAAAAGGAGGGACAGUGAAGAUAAGAACAUGCAAUCGAACAUCUCUCCAAAAAGAAAAGAGGAUGUGUCCAAUAAAGACAAAACUAACAGUCCUCAUUCACAAAGACAAGGUUUAUCACAUCAGGAAAGUACAGCAGAGAGGAUCAAGCAGCUCAAAUCUUUCUGGGAGCAGGAGAGGAACAAGCCCAUUUUCUACACCGGCAUGUCUAAAUCUCCUGGGGAAGGUAAACCCACUCGUGGUGCAAAUCAACUAAAUAAAAGAUUUACAAAGUCGGAGUUUGAUCUGAGGUUAGUUGGAAGUAAUUCAGGCAGCGAUGACGAAGAUAGACAGAAUUUGACUCUGCCUUCUUUGAAUCAAAGGAUAGAUAAGUUGUCGCCGAGCCUCAGCGUGAGCCGAUCGCAGUUCAACAAUCUCCGCGAUUUCUGGGGUGAUCCCGCGUCAGAUACGAAAGGAUCGAUAACCUGCGACAAACCCAAAAGCCCCAAAAGGAAAGAGCCAGUAAGCGCCCAGUUUCCAUCUCAGGAGUUUAAGAGCAGCGAUGCCGAGAUUUGCCGUUUGUCUGCAGCUGUCGAGAAAACGAGACCGGCUGCCAUGAAGUCAUCUCCGCAGGACCGAUCCAAGUCGCCACAUGAUAGACAGAUGGGGUCGGGGGCAAGAGCUCUGAUCGACAGCAAAAACAACCUGUCCAAUUAUACGACAGCUGAGUCCAAAAGAGGCUCCAAGGACUCUGGUCGGGAGGAGAAAUCCUCGAAACCACAAAGCAGCACAGGAAAAGAGCCUCGGUCUCCAAAGAGCAGGAAAGACACCUUUAGCAAGUCCAGCGGUCGUGGAAAUUCUAUGCGUCGCGCCACCAGCAUGUUCACGCUGAGUGCUCCUGACCAAAAAGACCACGUCCAGGUGAAAAUGGAUGUAAGCCCCGUCCACUCCCAGAGCAGGAAGCAAAGGCAGAACACUGAAAAAGGGGCCAUGCCGAGGAGAUUUUCAGAGGGAAUCGACACUAUGACUCCACGUGCACGGGCGUUUGUUCCCAGAGACUACCGGCACUACCUGGGCAUGACGGACAAGACCAGCGUCCACACCUCGCUCGCCCCGGCUGUGAAGAGCGAGGGCUCAGAGGGAAAAUCUAGGUAUGACUUUGACCUGAGCGGUCCAGUGAGAGCCAGCACCCCGGUGAGUUCAGAGGAGCGCUACGGCAGGAAGGGCAGCAAGACGAGUCAGCGCCCCCUUUGGGCAAACUACAGCAGCUCGGAUACUGGCCCAGAGUCGUCUAUGAGCAGCACGUCCGAAACCUGGUCCACCUCCAGGAACAGUUCAAACCGUGAAAAUGACGAUGAAACCCAAGACCCUGUCCGGAAAGCGUUGAGGCGAGCAGAAGCACGGCCGAAGAAUCUGGCUAAAAGUAUAGAGGACAUGACGACAUGUUUAUCUCCACGGCAAGAUUCAACUGUUGACCUCAGACGCAUCAGCGAUGUUUCAACCAUCCCGUCACCGUCCUCAUCCUUAUACGCGGAUCCCGACCACCUGAAGAAGAUGAGCAAAUCGGUUCCUUCGUUCUUACAGAAGGAGGGCGCUGACAGGGACGCUGACUCCACCUGUGAGGACAGCUACCAGCGAGGAAGACUAAUGAAGGGCAGCUCGAUGACUAACCUCACUGGCUCCUCUGGCAUGACGUCUAUGUCGACUCUGAGUGGCAGCGUUAUGACCAUGUACAACGCAGACUUCGGGAAUGUGGAGGUUCAGGGAAAUAUCCAGUUUUCCAUCAACUACGUUCAGAAGCUCCGAGAGUUUCACAUCUUCGUGGCCAAGUGCCGAGACCUGGCUGCCGUCGACCCGAAGAGGGGGCGCUCGGAUCCGUACGUCAAAAGCUACCUGGUACCUGACAAAUCAAAUCUGGGAAAGAGGAAAACAUCUGUGAAAAAGAAGACGUUAAAUCCGACGUUCAACGAGAUCCUCAGAUAUCGUGUUCGCAUGGAGUACCUCAGGACUCAGACGCUCAUUCUCUCCGUUUGGCAUAACGACACGUUUGGCAGAAACAGCUUCCUCGGCGAGGUCGACAUCGACUUCUCCAAGUGGGACUUUGACCACACCCAGAUGAACGACUUAGUCCUGAAAGCCAGGACUACACCCACUGUACCACCAGCAAAUGGGAAAGGAGAGAUGAGACUAGCCAUACGGUUCCUGCCACAGGUCACCCACAGUGAAGGUGUAACUAAAGACGGUCCCAGCACUGGAGAGGUUCACAUUUGGGUGAAAGAAUGCAAGAACCUGCCUCUGAUCAGGGCGACCAUUGACCCAUACGUUAAGUGCUUCAUGCUGCCAGACACGAGCAGGAAGAGUCGGCAGAAGACGCGCGUGCUGCGGAGGACCGUGGAUCCGGUGUUUAACCACACGAUGGUGUACGACGGCAUCAGUGAGACCGACCUAUCAGAUGCCUGCGUGGAGCUCACCGUUUGGGACCGAGACAGGCUGGCAAGCCACCUGCUCGGGGGAAUGAGGCUCGGAGUCGGCUCAGGUAUCGGUGGGAAAGGGAAAAGUUAUGGAGCAGCGGUGGAUUGGAUGGACUCAACCCCCUAUGAGGUGGCCAUGUGGGAGCGCAUGAUGGCGUCCCCUGAUGAAUGGGUGGAGGAUGUACUCCCGCUGCGAAUGGUGAACUCGGCUUUCAAAUAAGCUACAGCGCAAAGACAGUGUAUCUGACAAAGAUACAAAACCCAGUAAAUGAGUUGGUGUAAAGUUCCAGUGCACGGAUUUAAAUGCAGCCAGAAAAAAUCUGAUGAAAUAAUGACUGGAGUGACAAUUUGGGAAUCAACCACGUGGUUAUAAUGUAACCUGUGGUGCCACCACCAGCUCUGCCGUUCCAAAUGCUUUCUGAUCUGUGUUCAAACCCAUUAAAACGUUUAAAAACUGACUUAUAUCUAACAAAGGUGACAAAUUACAAAAAACUAAUAUCUUUAAAGUCAAUAUUAAGACUCUGAGUGGUCGCAGUUUGCUUUUUGUAAGAUAAGAAAUAUAAAGUAAGUUAAGAAAUGUGAUGGCAAACAAUAAAAAAAUAUUAUUUAUUGAAACUUCUCAAGGAAUAACCCUCAAAAUCCACAUUAAUGAGGAUCUCAAAUAUUCAGCUCAUUUCAGUUCAGUUUUCAUACAUUUAAAUCAAAUCAGUCUUUACAUUUCAGAACUCAGUAUUUAUUUCCUCUGAUAUUUCUUAUUGUUUUAAUCCCAGCUCUGCGUAAUAUUGGUCUUUUAAGCUGUAAAUCUCCUUAAUUUUCAUAUGUCCUUUGUUCAUUAAUACUAAACCACUGGGUCAUGUAUUUUUGUUGCACUGGACCUUUAAGUCUUCAUCUUCUUAUUUCUCACACUAACACACAUUUUGACAGUGUUGUUCUAAAUGUGAUUUGAAUUUGACAGCAUAUCUGACGCACGAUGAGUUAUUGCACUUAAAUGUAUGAACCAUUAAAGAAAUUCAAUACAG
Molecule: messenger RNA, 5876 nt
Organism: Hippoglossus stenolepis (Pacific halibut)
Lineage: Eukaryota; Metazoa; Chordata; Actinopteri; Pleuronectiformes; Pleuronectidae
Product: synaptotagmin-like protein 2
Exons: 20
Coding region: 149-5077 (1642 amino acids)
Biological process (GO): exocytosis; intracellular protein transport
Cellular component (GO): plasma membrane; exocytic vesicle
Molecular function (GO): neurexin family protein binding; small GTPase binding
Source: RefSeq, a predicted model, not a curated record